Messenger RNA from Myiozetetes cayanensis, 788 nucleotides. RefSeq names its product acylphosphatase 1 (gene ACYP1). The record is from RefSeq and is a predicted model, not a curated record. Gene Ontology annotation, molecular function: acylphosphatase activity. The transcript has 2 exons. The coding region runs from base 52 to 351 and encodes 99 amino acids. NCBI's taxonomy places the organism in Eukaryota, Metazoa, Chordata, Aves, Passeriformes, Tyrannidae.
CAGGCGCGGCGGGGCGCGGCGGCGGCAGGAGGCGGCGGAGGAGGUGCCGCCAUGGCGGAGGGCGAGGCCUUGCUGUCCGUGGACUACGAGGUGUUCGGCAAAGUGCAGGGCGUGUUCUUCCGCAAGUACACACAGGGGGAGGCUAAGAGACUAGGACUCGUUGGCUGGGUCCAAAAUACCAGCCAUGGCACUGUGCAAGGGCAAAUCCAGGGCCCAACUGCCAGGGUGCAGGAGCUGCAGGAAUGGCUCAGGAAGAUAGGAAGUCCCCAGUCCCGCAUCAGCCGAGCAGAGUUCAGCAAUGAGAAGAAGAUUGAGGCUCUGGAGCACAAGGAUUUCCAGAUUUUGAAGUGACUUUGUCCAGAAAGAAGCGAAAUCUGAAGCUGGAGCUACCCUCAUGGAACAUUUCCCCUCUUCCUCACUCGUUUAGUCAGGCAAUAUUCAGCUCUAGAGUUUUAUUUUGCUACAUUUCUAAUUUAUUGUUUUGUUGCGCUGUUAGUCUGACGCUCAGCCUUUCACAGAAUUCUGGUGGGUAGAGGAAGAGCUGUGCUGUCUUUGUUAAAGGGACUGCUCAGAGGCCGAGCCUCUGUUUCUGAGUGACGCAGUUUGGGGGGUCAUACGUGAGUGGAAUCUGUGAUGUGUAGAGUGUGGCACUCACGGAGAGUCACAGGAUCAACGCUGACACGGAAGAUUGCUAAAAACAUUGUGUCUGUGCACUAAAUGCCUCAGAAACAACUUACUUUGUUCCGGAACUUCGCGUUUUCUGUAGAAUAAAGUUGCUUGCAGCUCGC